GGGGUGCAAAGUGUCAAUCACUCAAGGAAUUAAGAUGAGUACUCUUAUUGUGAAUCAUCCUUUUCCUGUCGUAAGGCGGUCUGAAAAUUACGAGCCUUGUAUCUGGGACGACGAUUUUGUGCAGACCUUGGCCACUGAUUACACGAAAGAACGUUUUAACGGACGAGUGAAUGAGUUGAAAGGAAAUGUGAUAGAGAUGUUGAAUGAUGUUGCUAAGCCUAAUUUAGAUCAACUCGAGCUAAUUGAUAAUUUGCAAAGACUUGGAUUGGGUUAUCAUUUUGAGAAAGAAAUAAAGAGUGCCUUGAUGAAGAUAUAUGAGGAUCAGAGUUCUGAGACCUUGAAAAGGAAUGAUUUGCAUGCUGCAGCUCUGAGAUUCAGACUUCUCAGACAACAUGGAUAUGAUAUCUCACAAGAUGUUUUUGAGUACUUUAUGGUGGAUGGAAGCUUCAAAGGUUGCCUUUGCGAAGAUGCUAAAGGAGUCUUAAGUUUGUACGAGGCGUACUACUUCUCCUCUGAAGGAGAGUCUAUUAUGGAGGCUGCAUGGAGCUUUACAUCUAAAACCCUGACAGAAAUUUUAGACAAUAUAACUGAUCCGAAUCUUAGCAUUAAAGUGAGACAUGCCUUGGAACUUCCAUUGAAUUGGAGGAUGCCAAGAUUAGAGGCCAGGUGGUAUAUAGAUUUCUACGCAAGAAGCAACAACAUGAAUCCUGCAUUACUAGAGCUUGCCAAGUUGGACUACAACAUUUUGCAAGGAUUAUACCAAAAGGAGCUUAAAAUUGCAUCAAGAUGGUGGAAGGAACUAGAUGUGUCCACGACAUUAAGCUUCGCUAGAGAUAGGCUGGUGGAAUCCUUCAUAUGGAUGGUGGGAAUUAUCCCUCAACCACAAUUUGGGUAUUGCAGAAUUGAAGUAGCUAAAGCAAUACAAAUGAUCUCAGUUAUAGAUGACAUAUAUGAUAUUUAUGGUACUGUGCAUGAACUCGAACUCUUCACCGAUGCCAUUGAAAGGUGGGAUAUAAAUUCUGUACAACUUCUUCCAGACUACAUGAGGAUUUGUUUUCUCGCGCUUUACAACAUGGUGAAUGAGACAGUUCACUACAUUUACAGGGAACAGAAUGUUGAUGUUUUACCAAACCUAAAAAAAGUGUGGAUUGAUCUGGUGAAAUGUUACUUGGUGGAGGCACGGUGGUAUCAUAGUGGAUAUACACCAACACUGGAAGAGUACUUGGAGAACGGCAAAUUGUCAAUAGCAUUACCUAGUGUUGCAACUCAAUCUUACAUUUUCUCAGCGAAUCCAAUUGAAAAGGAAGCAUUAGGGUUUCUGGAGGACAUGCCUGAUAUAUUACACUCAUUAGGAACACUAUGUCGAAUAGUCGACGAUUAUGGAACCUCCUCGGAUGAGAUAGCGAGAGGAGACGUUCCCAAGUCGAUCCAGUGUCACAUGUUUCAUAACGGAACUAGUGAAGAAGCUGCGCGAGCUGAAAUGAGGGCCUUAAUGAGGAAGAAAUGGAGAGAGAUAAAUGCUUGUCGAGGUCGGGACAUGCCAUUGUCAAGCCCUAAUAUUGAGACAAUGUUAAAUGUUGGUAGAUCAGCUCACUACAUUUACUAUGACAGUGAUGGAUAUGCUGGUCAAGAUGGUAAAAGCAAGGAUAUGUUUCUUUCACUCAUGGUUCAGCCUGUCCCCCUGUAAGGCAGAGUGAAAUUUCCUGUUUCAGCUCAUUUUAGUUGCUACAGAUGUUUCAAUAUUGUUCUCGUGUUUCAGCUAUUUGUGUGAUGAGCUGAGAUUCAUAUGUAUUUUUUUCGUUAAUAGAGUAGUUAAGUGUGUGCUUUGUUUAUCAACCCGCUUUCAUAGUAA
Molecule: messenger RNA, 1852 nt
Organism: Daucus carota subsp. sativus
Lineage: Eukaryota; Viridiplantae; Streptophyta; Magnoliopsida; Apiales; Apiaceae
Product: (R)-limonene synthase 1, chloroplastic-like
Exons: 7
Coding region: 35-1687 (550 amino acids)
Biological process (GO): diterpenoid biosynthetic process
Molecular function (GO): magnesium ion binding; terpene synthase activity
Source: RefSeq, a predicted model, not a curated record